This is a messenger RNA of Schizophyllum commune H4-8, 1202 nucleotides long. Its product is annotated as alpha/beta-hydrolase. Gene Ontology annotation, biological process: monoacylglycerol catabolic process; phosphatidylserine catabolic process. Gene Ontology annotation, molecular function: phosphatidylcholine lysophospholipase A1 activity; monoacylglycerol lipase activity. Gene Ontology annotation, cellular component: endoplasmic reticulum membrane. The transcript has 6 exons. Bases 135 to 1136 code for a protein of 333 amino acids. NCBI's taxonomy places the organism in Eukaryota, Fungi, Basidiomycota, Agaricomycetes, Agaricales, Schizophyllaceae. The record is from RefSeq and is a predicted model, not a curated record.
CUGGAAUUGGCAAGCUGCUUGUGGGCGUCGUAGCCGCCUACGCAAGUGCUGUGUUGCUUCUGUCAAUUCCGUGCUUCCAAGGACAUGUGCUCUACCUCAAUAAGAUAAAGUUGCCCUUUUUUGCGAGGUUCGACAUGCCUGAGAAGUACGGUCUUGCGCCAAACAAAACCCUCAACUUCAAACUCCUCACCCCCGACGGCGAGAAACUGGGCGCCUGGUUCAUCCUCGCCGAUCCUUACCAGCGCGCCCACCCCAGCCUCUCCACCACGCGCGACUGGGACACCGACGUCCCAGCUGCCCUCCGCACCUACCCCACCAUCCUUUUCUUCCACGGCAACGCCGCCACGCGCGCCUUCCCCGCCCGCCUGCAGCACUACAUCAUGUUUUCCUCACGACUCGCCGCGAACGUGCUCGCCAUCGACUACCGCGGCUUCGCGGACUCGACGGGGACGCCGUCGGAAGAGGGACUGACGACGGACGCGUACGAGGCGUGGUGUUGGCUGGUUAAGAAUGGCGCGAAACCGGAGAAUAUUGUCGUGAUUGGGCACUCAUUGGGUACGGGUGUAACGGCUCGCCUUGGGGUCGUUCUUGAGCGCGCUGGCGUCAAACCUCGAGGCCUCGUGCUCAUGAGCCCGUUCUCGAGUAUCGCGGAGGUGGUGAAGACGUACAGUAUCCUCGGGUUCAUCCCGCUCAUGAGACCUUUAUCCUUCAUCCCCGGCGCAACUAGCCUCAUUGGAAAGCUAAUUGUUCACCGCUUCGAUACUCUCCGCGCCGUCUCGGACCUCACGUCGGCAGAUAUAAUUGUCGCCCACAGCGAGAACGACCUCGACAUUCCGCAUACGCACUCGGAAACGCUCUUCGAGGCCUUCCUCACUCCGGUACUGCCCACAAUAAGCGACGCAGAACACCCACAGGCGAAUGGUCGCGAAGGCCGGCGGGCUCUCCGUCGUGAAGAUAUUGUCAAGACUAUAUCUAUCCGCAACUUUGGCACCGUGCAGGAAUUCGAGGACACUCGGAGUGGCGGGCGUAGGGUUAUUUUCGUGAAGGCGUUAGCGGGUGCGCAUGAUUACCUUGGCAUACAGGAGGGGCUACAGGACAUCCUGGCGAGAACGUUUGAUCUGGGGCAUGCCCUGUAGAUGGUAGGAGAGUCGUCCUAUUUGCAAUGUACAUUGCAUGGGUUUCGAGGGACGACCUCGAAGUCG